AUGCUUUUGACAUUUAGAUACUAUGGGGAGCGAGAUUCGUAUUCUUCUCGUGGACCUCGUGAUUACUACCCUUCAAAAAUUCGUUCGCCUUCACACCGAUCUCCUGGAGAAUAUCCGUCAGGGCGACCUGGAGCAAGCCUCACCUCUUACACACCUUAUGAUAGGCGAGCGGGGUAUGGUAGACCACCUCCUCCAGAUCUAGCUUUAUCCAAUGGUCGCCCUUCAUCGCCCACUGGUGCAAUGUAUCGAAAGCCACUCAAAACUCCACCUACCUUGAUGGGAUCAAUGGGAGCACAUAUAAACAGACAGUCUAGUCGAGAAUACGAUGACACAUUUGAGUCGUUAGAUCGGGGUUCUCGUUCUGGUGCCGAUGAGAUUGUUCCUGGAGCGCCUUUACUAUUGGAUGAUGCUCACCAUGAUUCCUUUUAUUCCAGACAGCUGCCAUUUUCAAACUCUGCAACAGAUGAUGAUUCUGAACCACCGCAUCAUUUGAAGGAGCAUAAAUCGGAUAGCUUGAUUUCACAGCAACAUGUCCGUCCAGUAUUGAUCAGACCAUCAGUACCUACAAUUCAGCCACAGCUCUCCUCUGAAGAAUCUGACAAUGACGAAGAGGACGAAGAGGGAAAUGAAUAUGAUCAUGAAUAUAUCGAGGAGCAAAUUGAGCAUGUAGAUAACGAAAUAGCAAACCAUGAGCGUCUUUUGGCCACUCUCAGAGCCAAGAUUGCCAUUGAAGCUGCCAAUGCUGCAGAGGAGGUUUCAUCUGCUACAGAAAAGGAUCAGGAGAUGGGCCAAGUAAAUGAAGCUGGCUCGAUUGGCACUGUUUCUCGACGCAAAAUUCCCAUUGAGCACAGACCUUACUUUUCUGAUUUUAUUCUAGAUGAUAUCCGAGCUCGUGCAGUUUCUCACGACAGCAACGAGUCUCAGUCGCACGAGUCUAUUAUUGAAAAAGUGCUUCAUGAUAAUCAAGCUCUCUCGCACGAGUUCAAAAAACGCAUGUUUAUUCGUCAUAAAAUUGUGGCGGGUGUAAUGGAUUUUGCUACAAAAGUAACCUCUUCACCUGCAUCAUAUGAUUUCUAUCGCGAUAAUAUACAACGGAAUGAUCAGAUUCGACCGUAUAUUGUUAACCAUGUCCGUAACCAGAUGUUUGCACAAAUGAAUUUAGAAGCUAAUUUGAGGGAUGAGUUUGAGCAACUCAACGAGUCAUGGAUGGCCAAAGUAGAACGGCUUGAGCACGCUGCUAAGAAUGAUCAGGGUUUUGCUGCAGAUGGUAGUCGGCUUGGAAUGGGCCCAGGCGCAUCCAAUUCCAUUACUCAAGGCUCUACACAUGUCCAAAUGGGUCGAUCUACUCGUCGUACAGGGAUCAACUCAGAUGUUGUUCGUACCGAAGCAGAUUGGCAGAAUGUAUUAAACCAGUUAAACAACACUAACGAAGCCGAGCAACGUCAGUUGGAGCGAUCAGCCAAAGAGCCAGAUAUGAUUAUUAGCCCGGAGUUACGCACCUCCACUAAAUUUAUUAACAACAAUGGACUAGUUCACGAUCCGGCUGGAAAUCUUGCUGUUUUCAACAAUAAGAUGAAUAUGUGUUGGUCAGAUGAAGAACGAGAUAUUCUUCGCGUGAAACUCACUCAGUGUGGAAAAAACUUUUCAAAAAUAUCUGCAUGUCUUCCACACAAGAGUACUGCAAAUUGUAUACAGUAUUAUUACCGUGAAAAGGUCAAUUUGCGAUUUAAACAGUUAUUACGGCAGUGCUCUGUUGCUGGUCGUGGAAGGCGAAGAAAAGAAAAAAUUAAUUUGUCAAUUGCACCAAGCUUCUUCAAAACUUAUCUGCUAAAGGCUAAUGAGGAAAUUGUCCAUGUGCGUACACAUUCGACAUGGGACUCUGUUUGUGAUGUGGGCGGUAACGAAUCUACUGCUGACGACGAUGCUGACGCGAACAAGACCAGUGGAACGAUCAAGUCCAAGAAACAUAGACUUUUGGCAAUAAAGGAUGCCACUAGCGCUGAUGUUAUUUCUCACAAUAUAGCCAUCUCACCAACAUCUCAGGGCCAGGUAAACAAUCAAACUCAGAUCCAGCAACCAUUUCAGGCUGAAGGAGUUAGUUCUACCAGUGUUUCGGAUACUAAUUGGAGUGAAGCUGAAAAGGCCAAAGCACUUCAUGCGUUUGAUUUUGUCGGGCGUAAUUUCGAAGCUAUGGCUAGCAUGGUUGGUACAAAAACAUCUGAGCAGUGCAAGGCUUUUUACAAUAAUCAUCGUCGAAAGGUUGGAGAAGAAGCUGUCGCUCGUGAAUCUUUAGAAGGUUUUAGUCAUACUUCUGAAGCAUCUAUGCAGGCGCUCCCAACAAAGCGUAAGCCAAAGGAUCUUGUGUCUGUAUCCAAAAAGGACAAGCGCAAAGACUUGCCAAACACCUUUGGCAAGAGGAAACGAAGCUCGGAUGUUUCUAUAUCAGAUCUAAACAAAGAGUCUUCGCCACUAAACGCCUUAAACAAUACCGAUAUGGAAAGUGAUGCACCUGUUGGCGACGAUAAUGCUACUAUAUCUCACACUGGCCAAGGCACUGAUGCGUCACGAAUGAACUCGGCUCCAUUUUUUUUACAGAAUGCCACAAAAUCUAGCUCGGUCACUGAUGCUCCAGAAAAAGACGGUGUAUUAGGCAUUUUUUCGACUACUCUUGUAACUGAACCAGCCAAUGUUGACGACCAAGAGAAGCCAAAACGAAAAGGUUCUAGAAAAAAGACAAUAUCUAGUUCUACCAUUUUGCUUUCUGGGGCCCCUGAUCGAUCUAAUACUCCUCCUUUGGAUGCUAUUUCCGCCAUCGCUGCUGCACAGGCCGAUUCAACGAAUCCAGCCGAAGAAUCAGAGGUAAUUGACGAAGGUGUAUCUCCAAAUCGCGAGAUGCUGGACAACUCUAACCAGCAUCAAGCGCUUCGUAAAACUGUUUCGUACUGGUCUGUUAAUGAACGUAGCGAAUUUCUCAAAAGCAUGUCCAAGUACGGUCGAAACUGGGACACAAUAUCCAAAGGCAUUGGUACCAAGUCUGCCAUUCAAGUACGCAAUUAUUAUCACAAUUACAGACUGAAACUUGACUUUGAUAAGAUUCUUGUUGACAAUGGCCACUCAGUGGAUGAUGCUAUCCUGCCGAUUGGAAAAGCAGUUUUUAUGACAGAGACUGCUGCAGUCGAAGAAGCUAAAGAAAGCAAAAUUGAAGCUGCUACGAAAAUGGGCGAUGCAACUAUUGCUUGUCAUGGUAGUUCCAGUAACAACAAUCCUAUUUCAGUACUGCCAUCAUCAUCACAUCCCUAUUCAUAUUUUCAUCCACAUGAAGCUUCACAGUCGCAUUCACAGGUACAAACACCUUUGCCCUUUGCUGGUCAUGCUCAUGAUUGGCAUACUCCUCCAAUGAAGUUUCUUGAUUCCGAUUCUAAACCAAGACAAACACAUUUGCACGAUCAUCAUACACCUAGUCAUACAGCACUCUCUACUUCACUAUCAUUUACACGCUCUGCCACACACUCUAUAUCAUCUCCUACAGAAUUGCCACCGUAUGGAGCAAUGGCUAUCGACUCAUCUAUACACAAUGAUGCUCCACAUCAUUUUCCACCUAUUCCACGGUCCAUUUCACCACACAAGCCGACUGGUAUGAAUUUUGAUCAUUCAGGCUUUACACCACACGCUGCAUAUACAUCUAUAAAGACUGAGCUGAAUGCACCACGACAUAUGGAUGAGUAUGGCUCAGUUACCCCCACAAAUCAUCCAGUGUAUCAUUCUGCUGAACAUAGAGUCAAACAGUCAGCAUACGCCAUCUCUUCUCAAGUGAAUGCCGAGGAUCCGCUAAAACGAACCACGGAUGGAUUUUUUCAUGCACCUAUAUCUUCUUCGUCCUCAAUCGGAUCAUAUCAGGGCCUUGAAAAUCUACCACAGCAUUCCCACGAGCAUUUGACUGUCGUUAGUUCUACAGAUGUUGGAGCUACUGUAAUGCACGAACACCAGCAUCACGACAGUGUAAAAGAAACAAUCUACAAUGAAAGCGAUAACACUAAAACUGGCUCCUCAUCAACCGGGUGGAAUCUAGCUUCUACUCGUUCGGAACAGUUUUGUGAUACGAUCCCAGAUCAAACUUUGAGCAAUGUAGCGCCUACCCCGCCAUCACACUAUCAUAUGCAUCCUUGUUCAUUACCUGAUUCACAAUCACCUAUGUCACUGCCUCUUCAGACUACCGUGCACUUACCAGCACAGCCAACUUCAUUAAUUCCGCCUUUACCUUCACAUUUUCAUUUGUUAGCAACACCAUUUUCAGAUCAUUUACAACAUGGACAACAAAGAAACGUGCAUUCGCAACCACUUUCGCAGCUAGAGUUGGUGACGGAUCAGUCUUCAGGAUUUGUACAUAAUGCCAUGCCGCAUCAGCCAACUUCAACUGCUUCAUUUGGUUUGGCUGAUACCUCCCAUGUACAUACAGAUGCUCCGCUCACAACUUGUGUUUCUGAACUUUUAAAUAUACAAUCACAUGCACCCCUCUGUAGAUCCGUUUCUAAGCCUGCCGAACAUUCUUUUAUAGUCCCACCUCCGCCAGCUCGCACAUUUAGUCAAGAAACCACCCGUCAUACAGUGACAAUCCCGUCAUUGCAUAAUAUAAUUUCUGAUUCGGUUGACGAUGAUAAUAUGGACAGUUUGACAUCUGACUAUUCGUAUUCUGAACUAGCUGGAACCAAAGAUUAUAACGCAUUUAGACCAAAGUCAAACUACUCUAUACCGUAUGAAUCGCGUUCAUCUACAGGAGUGGCAAGUGUUGCUUUAAUGUUAUCGAAUGAAGAUUCUUCGAUACAUCAUGCAAGUCAAGAAUCCAUUUAUACUGGAUAUCCCUCAUCUGUUCCUGCUACUUUGGAAUCGCCUAGUCAUGUCAAAAUCGAUCCCGUUCAAUCAUCAUCAAAACAAAUCAAAGACACACGACAAGAAUCUCGUGUCUCGUCCAUACUUGUAGAUGAACCAAGCUAA
Batrachochytrium dendrobatidis JAM81 is the source of this 4992-nucleotide messenger RNA. RefSeq lists its product as uncharacterized. The record is from RefSeq and is a predicted model, not a curated record. The transcript has a single exon. The coding region runs from base 1 to 4992 and encodes 1663 amino acids. Gene Ontology annotation, cellular component: chromatin; Set3 complex. Gene Ontology annotation, biological process: regulation of transcription by RNA polymerase II. NCBI's taxonomy places the organism in Eukaryota, Fungi, Chytridiomycota, Chytridiomycetes, Rhizophydiales.